Molecule: messenger RNA, 6235 nt
Organism: Periophthalmus magnuspinnatus
Lineage: Eukaryota; Metazoa; Chordata; Actinopteri; Gobiiformes; Gobiidae
Gene: bend5
Product: BEN domain containing 5
Exons: 6
Coding region: 131-1477 (448 amino acids)
Biological process (GO): negative regulation of DNA-templated transcription
Molecular function (GO): DNA binding
Source: RefSeq, a predicted model, not a curated record
GGUGAUGUGGACCAGACAGGAGUAGCCGAGCGCAGACACCCACAACCCCUCUAUGUGUAUAUUUUUUUAAUACUUUGUGAGGAAAAACUGUCAACCAUAUCCAAAGUGCAGGACCAAAGAGAAGUAAAUAAUGUAUGCUUUUGUUAGAUUCUUUGAAGACAAUAUGUGCUACGCGUUACCAGUUUCAAACGUGGCAGACUUCAGACCUCUGCACAAGACAGAUUUUGAUAAUCAGAAGGUGUAUCUGGUUCACAGAACAGAGGAGAAUGGCAGCGCAGGCCAGCCGUGCGAAGCACACAUUCUUGCCCUUGCAGACUCAUUAGAAGAUUUUGAAGACUGUAUAAUGCAAAAGAAAAUGAAAAUACCCAAGAUGUCUAUUAAGAAUUCAGGAAUUUCAAUUGAGAACAACUUUGGAGAAGACCGAAUGCCACUCAGACAUAAAAAGGCCCUUUCUCAGGACCAUGGGCGUCCCCUCUCUAACUCCUCUAAGAGCCUGGCUGCUGUAGUGGCUCGUCUGGAAAGGAACGCUGCGAGCUCCUGUGUGGAAGGGGAGGAAGACCUGGAUGAUGAGCGCCUGGCUGAGGGAGAUGAUGCAGACGAUGAAGAUGAGGAGAUGGAGGCCGAGCAGCAGAGACAUUAUCACCACCAGCAGCAGCAUCAUUUGGACGCAGACUCUCAGUGUGUGUCUGAAGUGGCCCCUGUGGUCCCCAGGGUCUUGUACGAGGAGCUGGUGCACAGCUACAGGCAGCAGGAAGAGGAGAUGAGGCGGCUGCAGCAGGAGCUGGAGAGGACCCGCAGGCAGCUGGUUCAACAGGCCAAGAAACUCAAGGAGUACGGCAGCCUACUCAAUGAGGUUAAGGAACUGAGAGACUUCAACCGCAGGCUACAGGACGUCCUCUUAAUGAGACUGGGCAGUGAGCCUAUGCAUGACAAUGGAACUCAGACAAUCAAGGCUGAAGUGGUCGAACCCAUUGUGGAGGUUCAGGACACAUGUCGAGAAGAGGCCAACACCAGCUCCAGCUACUCCCCCUCCCCUAGGACAGUCUACACCUGCAACGAUGGGAAGGUCCACCUAGGUGGGGGGAUCUGGGUUGAGGAGGAGAAGUGGCACCAGCUACAGCGCACACAGGGAGACUCAAAGUUCACCAAGAACCUGGCUGUGAUGAUCUGGGGCACUGAAACACUGAAGAACCGUAGUGUGACUGGAGUGGCCACCAAAAAGAAGAAAGAUGCCCUGCCCAAACCUCCAUUGUCCCCCAGCAAGCUUAAAAUAGUCAGAGAGUGUCUCUACGACAGAGUGUCCCAAGAGACAGCUGACAGUGCAGAGAUCACACAGAGAUUGUCCAAAGUGAACAAAUACAUUUGUGAAAAAAUCAUGGACAUCAAUAAGUCCAUCAAGAAUGAGGAGCGGCGGGAGUCCAAGCUGCUGAUCAGACAGACAGUCAAGAUGGAAAACUACACCUAUGAUGGCAUGUAGUGACCACUGUGGUCCAAGCCUUCUGCCCAAACCACCAGUGUGUAGAGGACUCAGCAUGGUGGGUUUGGGGGAGUUUUGUCAUCUUAUUUUAUUUUUUCUACACCAUUUGCUUGGUUCAUAGGCAAACCAUGUUAUGGCUCUAGUGAUAGCAAGAAUCCAUCCCCUUCGGUGGCGAACAAUUUGGCAGCAGACAGCUUUACCCAGCAGUCACUAAACGUGAACUGUACAAUGUGAGCAUGGGUGAGUGUUUGAUAAGCUUGGAGAGGAACAGAGAUGUGCUGUACUGGUCCAGAGCUAUGUAUUUUGUCCUGAGUGAUAAGAUGUCAAUGUUAAAUUAAUUAUUGUUCUGUGUCAGAACAUAAACUUUUAAGCUUUUAAAAAGUGUGUCCCUAAAGACAAAGUCGUUUAAAUCUGUCCAGACAAUGAUGCUGCCUUUUAAAAGGUCUUAGACGUAAACAGUCCGUGACACCCAGGGAUUGUCUGGCUGCGUUUUUGGUACCUCCCACAAUGGGCAUCAGGGUCAUGAAUGUCCAUAUUUGAAUCAGUUAUAGCCAUAUUUCUUCUCUAAACUUGACAUUAAUGCUCUGAGAGAUUUUCAUAUUGCCCCUUAACUAAUAUACAAUGACUUUCCCUUUUGGUUUAAGAGAGCACAAUCAUGAUGUAAAGCCUGUGUGUUCUUACUGAAAGUUUACUGUUAAAUACACUGUUGGUACAUGCGUGGCGUACAGAAAGGCCUUAAAGGAUGUGAAAAUGCUCAAGGUCUGUGUGGCCUGAGUAUUUAAUAAGCUGUGAUUGUAGAUGAAUAGAAAGCUGAAGCACUUUGCAGUGAGAAUGUGGAGAAGUCAGGUACUAUUGUGUGACACACACUCACUAUUAGACUGAGCCAGCCUGAGCUGUCCUGCUGUCAGAACACUCUGCAGCUCAGGACAAAGAGGACAGUGUGUGGAAACCAGGGCACAGCUCAGCGCGGCUCAGGUCAUCCUAUGUGAGAGUAGUGGUAGCUGUGGGUAAAGCUGUCUGAAACUCUAUUUGGCUGUUAAAAUUGUCUGGGCCAGCCCAAGCCUAUAAUAAGCCUGUGUUUUAAAGCAAGCCACUCAAGACAAAGUAAGGUCGCUCCAGUGACUAUUUCCUCUCGAGCCAUGUCACAAGAACUUUUAAAACAACCUUAUAUACUUUUUAGAUGUUUUCUUUUUUCAAUUUCUUUAUUUUUUUGAUCCAAAAGGGUUUGCUCGGCUGUCUGCAGGCUGGAACUAAAUGCAGCAGAUUGAAAUCUCUACUGUGACCUAGCUGUGGCUAACUGUGAAUCUGAGCAGAGCCUUUCAUCGUCACACUCACCCCAAGAGUUGUUCUUUGUUUUACUUCCCCUGUCCUUUCUCUCUGUUUUUUUCCAUUCUUCAGACCAGCCUUUUUCAUUUCCUGUGUUUUUAGAUGUUCAUUGUACAUAAGAGACAUUUUAGUUCUAGUGUCUGGUUAUGUUCUCAUUCAGUCCAUUCUAGCUCUUAUUCAUAUUUACUUUUCUCUUGUCUUUUUACACUUUUUAAUUUUGUAUUGGAAUUAUUUUUGGCUUUAUGCUUGCUAUAAUGUCCACAUGGUGACAUUUUUACCAUAGAAACACAAAAUGCCACAUCCAAAUACUUGUCUAAGAAUGGACACACAAGUUCCAAAAACCCUCUGGACAGUUUUACUAAAUUAAGCCAAAUUAAAACCACCACUUUAGAAUCUAUCUGAUAAAUAAUAUAGACAAACCAUUGUGCUUGUGGCACUGAGACGAAGUAGUUAGAUCAAUACAAAUCAUCAACCUAAAAUGCACUUUACGGUUGUGGGGAAUUUGAUGAAUUUUAAAUGUGUUGUUUAAUUUCUUAUAGAUUAAGGCCUAACAAUCAAUGUAUUAUCAUGAAGCACCUUAGGCUAUUGUUUUGUAUGGUAAAAAUAAGAACGGGCCGCUUUUGCAAAUCAACAGGCCCCGUCAACUAUCAGUACUUAAUAAUAAUGUACUUAAAUGUUUGGGGUGUUUUGGCUCCUCUUGAGCCCCCUGAACAAUAAAUAAUUACUGUUAAAUGCUAAACUUGGCAAAUUGACAAAGUGCGGCCAUAUUUAGCUUUAUGAGUCCAAAAGAUUUUGUAUGUUGUAUGAAUUGUGCACAGUGACUGUAAUGUGUGCUUUAACUUAAUGUGUCAAGAUGCUGGGAUGUGUAGCUGAUUCUGUAGAGUUGAGUGCGUAUUUUUACAAUGAAAUGGUAACUGUAAGCCAAAGUAUUGAAUGCUGAGAUCAAGGGGGUGCUGACUGAGGGAUGAGCAAGGUUUGCACAAAAAAGCCAAUGCCAAUUAAUAAUGUUAACAAUGGCAUAUUCUCAAUGAUAUUUUAAUGGUUUCUUCUAGUGUCCCUCUCAGUGUCCCUUAGCUUUUGUUUUCCCUGUGUAAAGGGUUUACUCGCAUAGGCAUGUGUUAAAAUACAUGCAACUCAAGAAAAAGCAAAGAAUUCUGCUGUGCAAAUCAAGCGCGCUUUCUGAUCCGUCUUGUAUUGUAACUGUGUUUGUUUCUUUGUUGUCCAAUGCCAAAAGGGGGUGUGGUUUAAGUAAUGCUUUAACAGCAUUCAUAGAGCUAUUACAUUGUGUGAAAUGUCAACUUGUUUUUCAAAUCUAGAAUCCUGGAGUGCAAUUAAGCCUAAUCCUUUAACUUAAACCAUCUUUAGAGGAUGAGCCUCUAUGGAAACCCACAUGUUUUAACCUAGAUUUUGCCUAAGCUUCAAUGGCACGGCCAGUCUCUGAAUUCUCUAAACAUACAAAAGACUUGGAGAAGAGCAGCUUAGUGUAUUUGAACAUGGAGCAGUACAGGUGAAAUCAGUGCAUUGUAGACGAGUUUGACCUUUGAACUCAAUGGCAGAGCUCUUUGCCGCUCACUGUCAAACUCAAGUAGCGAUAGGCAGGAAAAGUAACCUCAUGGCACCGUGGCCCACGUCACUGCCACAUCUUAUUCCUGACAUUUCUCUGGACUGGAUUUGAAAGUGCACAUGUAUCUACUGGCUCUGGUGUGGCCAAACGCAGCACGUUGUCUUUGAGCCUCAGAUACACACUUGUUGGAAAUGAGAAACUGAGGAACACACUGUUAGGACUAUGUAGAAUAGUCUUAAGCUAUCAGUAACUUUGUAUACAAUCCACAAACCGGUUCUACUUCAUCUUACUUCACCGUCCUACCUCAUUGUUACUCUGGUGUUUGUCAGUGACUGUAAACUAUGUGUGUAUAGUAUAAAAAUAUAUAGAAACAAACGUUAUACCUGAUUACUCUCAACAUGUACAGCUUAUACAACUUGUAAAACACCUCAGUACACAAUAUCAUUCUUAGGAAAAGUCCGUUUUAUUACUUGCUUCUAAAUGCUGCUGUACGGGGGUGUCCGCGUGAGGGUCGUCUCUGGGUAUAUAUCUCUGCUCUUUGCUCUGUCGUGCAGUGGAACUUGGUGGUUGUAUUCUGUCUCUGUAACGCAUUCUGAGAUUUUUACUGGUUGACGGUGCUACCAGCAAACAGUUCAAACAUGAUCUGUAUCUCGGACCUCAAAUGGUGCUGUUUUUCUAUGUUUUUAUCCUUAUACACCUCUCUGUGUUAAUAUUCAGGUGUGUCAACUGCUACUUUCCCCUCAGCUUAAUCAAUCUGUAACUAAUUUUCAAAGCCAAAAUAUUUCGCUAAAUGAUAACCCUGCUCUUAUUGUACCUGCUAUAUGCUAUCCAUCCAAAUAUUGUAGAUAGUUACUACUAUAUCCUCAGCUGUGAGUUUCACAAGUACCUCAAACAUUUUCAAUGGAUGCAUCUGCUCCUAUAACACCUCUUGUCUACCAGUACCCUACCGUUGCAGUAUAUUUAGAUAUAUGCAUUUUAAUAGAUCAGGUUACACUCUAUAGUUCACCAGAUAAGCUCACUUUCCGACUAAUCUAAUGGAUACCACUGUUCACUAGCGAUGAGUUGUCUAUGAAUUUGAAUACAUCUUGUAACAUGGAGAUUCCCUUGGCAGUUUCCAGGUUUCCUCCAAAAUUCUUUGCAAUCUAGUACUUUUUAUAUCAAAUGUAAAAUGUGCUCAGGAUUGGCUAAAUGUGAGCUUAAAUCAUAUACAUGGCUGUACAGAAGUGGUGCCAAUGGAAUCUUUCUGUCUUCUCUGUGUUGUCUAUUUGUUUUUUUGUAACGCUAAGAGGAAACAAGCUGGGGAAAUCCUCUUUACUGUGAGCAGUGUGUGAAAAAAAGAAAAAAAUACAAGCACUUAAGCCAUUCGUUGGACUGUUGCUCUGGUCCAGGGAGAGAUUACGUGUGUGACUUUCUAUGCAGGUGCUGCGUUGUGAUCACCUGGUACCACAUCACUGUUGGGUGACGGGGAGUCAGGGAGAACCUUUUUGAAUGUGUCUGCACAGCCUUGAGAUUGUGAAUGAGACAAUGGCGACAUGACAAAUCCAUGCAGAACUUGUACAACAUGUGUAAAGUAACCAGCUGUGGGUGUGUGGCUCUAACAGGGUUCUUACUGUAUGGUGUGAUAAUGUGAAGCCGUUUGCAGGAAAUGCUCCCUCACCCACUUAAAGCCUCUCAAGGCAACCAAACAUGAACAAUGUGAUUAGUAUUUGCCAUAUUAGAGUGUACAUGUCUUUGCUAAACCGGCCACACCUCUGCUAACGCGAACAACUCCUUGACGCUUAGCAUCCUGUUCUGUGUAUCUCUUGCUGCAUUCAGGAGCACCUGUUUAAUGUAUAGAUAAACAAAUAAAUCAAACUUUUAUUCAAUCA